AUGGAUAAUGGAUAAAUAAUUAACUUUUAAGAUUUCGAUGAGAUUGAAUGUGAUAAAGAAUAUAUUGCUUUUACUUUUAGCAAUAACAAUAAAAAGCUCAGGAAUUAUGAAAAAGCUUUAGAAAAAUUCAAAUCUCGCAUUUAAGAAGGCCUUAUCUAUAUCAAUAAUAAUUUUGAUUUUUUCAAUCUUAAUACAUAAUAAGAUGGCAUCCUUAUUGAUAAUUAAAAUAAUAAGAUUGAAGUGAUUGAUGAAUGCAUAAUUGGAACAUAGGUUGUGUUAAAAAAAGAUAAAACAUAAAUAUUGAAUGAUAGAAAAAGACAUUCAAUUAAUAUCGACCCUCAUUCAUAUAAAAUAGAUUUUAAGUUAGAAGAUAAGAAUUUAGAUAACAAUAGCCAUUUAAAUAAGAUUGAUAAAUUAAUUAAAGAGAAAAAGAAUAAGAAAAAGAAAAAAACUAUACGUAAAAAAUAGUGA
Messenger RNA from Paramecium primaurelia, 471 nucleotides. The record is from the annotation of a GenBank genome assembly. NCBI's taxonomy places the organism in Eukaryota, Ciliophora, Oligohymenophorea, Peniculida, Parameciidae.